AUGAGCGAGCAGGCAGACGCCCAGAUGGGCGGCGUCACUCCAGAGCCUCAGCACGUCGAGGUUGCGGCCGAUGCCAGUAACAUCACUACCACCGCCGCAGAUGAUGGAGAGAGGGCUUCGAAGAGACUUAAGAUGAACGACUCGGUCCCAUCUCAAUCUGUGCCCGGAGAGGGUCUGCACGACGCGCCCACGGGCAAGGAUGAGAAGGUGGCCAACGGUGAGAAGGAGCAGACUCAAGAGUCAAAGUCUGACUCCAAGACUGAGCACGUUGAUGGACGCACCAAGGGAGUCGCACCCAUUAAGAAGGAGUAUCUCGUUGAUGUGUCCACUCUGAAGGAUGCCUCAGCCGACGAUGUGAACGAUGAUGAUGCCGCCGAAGGACGUGAAGCUACCAACGGAGCUUCCAAUGAAGCAAACGGCGAGAGAAACGACCGCAAGUCUGGCAAGGGCAAGAAGGACAAGAAGAAGCAAAAGGGCCAGAACACAGAGCGUAGCUUCGGCAAGUUCGAUGACGCCUUUCGCAUUUGCAACAGCCGAGCUUUCUACCCCGAGUUCUCCCCCAGAGAGUGCAAGUUCGGCGACCGAUGCAAGCUCUCUCACGACCUACGCAAGUAUCUCGAAGAGGGACGUCGAGGAGACGUUGAGACUUUUGACGGCAAAUGUCCCGUGUUUACGGCUCAUGGCCACUGCCCCUCGGGCUGGAAGUGCCGCUUUGUCAAGAGCCACAUGAAGGAGAUUGAGCACGAGGACGGAAGAAAGGAGCUGGUGCUCAUCAACACCUCCGCAGAUGGCGGCCAGAAUGGCGAGCCCCAAGAUGAAGAGUCCGAGGAGCAGCGACCUGGCGUCUCCAACAUUGUCAGCAUGGACAAGAAGAUUGACCUUAACCGCAAGCGAACCGACUUCACAAAGGCCGACCAGUACAUUACCUGGCUCAAUAAGGAAGCCAAACUGAGCGAGGAGUUCAUGAACCGCCGAAAGAAUCAGUCCGACGAGGGCAUCGAGGAUCUGCGUGCUCGCUAUGUCGACCCUCCCUUCAAGCCCUCUGAGAAGCGACGCCUCUACUUUGGUCCCGAGACUCCUACCUUGGCCCCCCUUACUACGCAAGGAAACCUCCCUUUCCGUCGUCUCUGCGUUGAGCUCGGUGCUCAGCUGACAUACUCUGAGAUGGCCAUAGGAAUGCCGCUAAUCCAGGGAACCAAGGCUGACUGGACCCUCCUCAAGGUCCACGACUCGGAACUCACUCCUCCCAAGAUGAACCCAGGAUCGGUCCCCAUCUUUGAGGACUACGAUCACUCCCGGGAUCUCAAGUUUGGUGCCCAGAUCUCAGGAAACAACCACUGGGUCGUCUCCAAGGCUGCUGAUGUUCUGAACCGCUACUGCCCCCAUCUUCGCCUCAUUGAUCUCAACUGCGGUUGCCCUAUUGACAUGGUGUUCAAGUCCGGCGGUGGAUCGGCGCUUCUUGAGAACCACGGCAAGAUGGAACGCAUGAUUCGAGGCAUGAACGCCAUGUCCGGGGAGAUUCCCAUCACUGCCAAGAUAAGGACUGGCAUCCGGAACAACCGCCCCACGGCUACCCAGCUCAUUGGCAGGCUGGCCUUCGGUGCGCGGGAGCAUCGUGAGCGCCUCGGUGCCCCUGGUUGCGCCGCCCUGACUCUCCAUGGACGAAGCCGUGAGCAGCGAUACACCAAGAAGGCUGACUGGGGCUACAUUGGAGAGUGUGCCGCUCUCAUCAAGACCUACAACAAGGAGAAGGACAGCCUCACAGACACAGCCGCCGAGCCCGAUGAGAGCUCCCUCCCCAACUCCAAGGACGGCCGCAUGUACUUCCUCGGCAACGGCGACUGCUACUCACAUACUGAGUACUAUGAGAACAUUGAAAAGGCCCGUGUCGAUACCGUCAUGAUUGGUCGCGGUGCCCUUAUCAAACCCUGGAUCUUUGAGGAGAUUGAGAAGGGUCAGUAUCUGGACAAGUCGUCGAGCGAGCGUCUCGGCUACAUUGAGAAGUUUGUGCGCUACGGCCUUGACGCCUGGGGUUCUGAUGAGCUUGGCAUCGGCUUCACGCGCCGCUUCCUACUCGAGUGGCUGAGCUUCGCUCAUCGCUAUGUCCCCGUCGGAUUGCUAGAGUAUCUACCCCCUAGCCUGAACGACCGGCCACCCAAGUACAAGGGACGAGACGAAAUGGAGACGCUAAUGGCGUCCAACAACUUUAGAGAUUGGAUCAAGAUCAGUGAGAUGUUCCUCGGUCCUGUCCACCCGACUUUCAACUUCCAGCCCAAGCACAAGUCGAAUGCGUAUGAGGCUGAGGGUUAA
Molecule: messenger RNA, 2310 nt
Organism: Fusarium keratoplasticum
Lineage: Eukaryota; Fungi; Ascomycota; Sordariomycetes; Hypocreales; Nectriaceae
Product: TRNA-dihydrouridine(47) synthase [NAD(P)(+)]
Exons: 3
Coding region: 1-2310 (769 amino acids)
Biological process (GO): tRNA processing
Molecular function (GO): RNA binding; flavin adenine dinucleotide binding; metal ion binding
Source: RefSeq, a predicted model, not a curated record